UUAUGCAGACUUUCGUUGAUAGCGGACUCAUUCAAUCGCUCCUGUCGCUUACUGAAACGGUGACAGCAAGGCAAUCAUCACCAAGGCCACACAACCUAGUCUUGAACCACUCUGCAUUGGAGCAAAACCAACCAGGGACCGAUCAGUCGACUUUACCACCUACCGAAUGCAUUCAUCUAGAGGAAGAUCGGACCGGAAUUGAAAUGUUAACGGACAUUUUGUACAUUUUGGCACGAGCCUGUAAAGAUUCUGCAGUAAGGAAGACGCAUCUACCUGUUCAAGCCAUCGAUAGCAUUCUGUCUUUACUAUCUGCGUUACCCACCCGCUUUGCUCAGUUGGAGAGCAAUUCAGCGUGUAGUCCGUUCAAACUACAACUGGCCACUUUAUCGGUUCGACCUUUCAUCCACCGUAUUUGUCUGUUGAAACUAGCCGUGACACUGGUCGAUGUCAUCUGGUGUUGCAUCGUCGGUUCCGGAGAGCAUGAGCAAUAUUUCCUUACUCGAAACGGAGCUUGGUUGUUGCUCGAUCUGCUAGAGUGUUAUCCUCGGAAAAUCGCCCACCAAGUGGUCGGAUGUCUGGUCGAUUUGUCGGAAACUCAACUGUGCUUACCACAGUUGAGGAGUUGGUCCGGUAUUCGGAGCCUGGGUGAAGAUGACCAAAUGGAUGCAGUAGGCUUUGAGGCAAUCCCGCGACUUAUGUCCUUUGAUUCCAGUGAGGCCAACCAACACAAGCUUACCAAAUUGGCCCAUCCAACUAACAGAAUGGAGGGGACAGCAGUCAAUGUCCCUACGGACGAGGCCACUACGAUCGCAUUUGAUGAGGGUGUGAAAAUGCUGGCCACCGGACCGAGGCUAAUAGAAACCCUCUGCGCUCUUUGGCGCUGGGAGGAGACCGAACGUUCAGAACUACCGGACGACCCAACUGUCCAAUUAUGGAGUGAUUCCUCUACCUCUAUCCGACGAAGUACGCAUUCUACCAGUUCCACAAAGUCAACGGAUGUAUCAUCAGUUUACCGUUCAAGGACAACUACUCAGUCAAGCGAAUACGACAAGGAGGAUAGAUUACGAAUGAACAUUUAUGCUCUGUUACUUCGACUGGGUUUCCCCCAAAGCAGUCAGAUCUCAUUAAAGGAUCAAAUAACAAUGACAGAAAUCGAACACUAUUUUGAUUUAAAGAACUCGGAGGUCUGGUGCGACAUCAGGAGUGAACUAGAGAACGAACACAUCAGGCCGGUCACCCCGGACGCGCAACUACUCGAUUAUGUGGAGCGGUGGGGCAGUCUAUUGGCAGAUGAACUCUUGAAGGCAAAGCAAAUAAUGAUGAAAUCCAAAGAUGACGCUGCACUGGAGGAAGAGCGGAUGCUGUAUGCGCGGAUAGCACAAUUUCAACAGUUUGAAGCCAAUCGCAGAGCUAAUUAUGAGAGCUACCUCGCGAGAACGUCCAGCAUUGAGUGUUUAAAAUCGGCGAAACGGAAACAAAUCGAAGCCAUUGCGGCUUCCCGUGUCCGGGAACCUGGACCAACGGUGAGAAUUCGGCUGGAGGAGCAUUCGCCGCCGUCUGAGGGCAUGCAUCUCAGACAUCUCAGACGGGCUGGAUCCAGCAGCCAAGAAAUAACGGGGUUGUCUGGCUUACAGCAAAGUGGUGCCACAAUUCAUCACGUUACAGACGUACCGGGAUUAAAUGUGACGGACUUCUCUUCACAAGUGAUUCGAGUCGAGUCAACUCCACGGCAGUGCUUCGAUCAACCAACAAAACUGGAGUACGAGAUGCUCAAGGUUGUUCCACCGUCACGCUCCAGCUAAAUGUCAACUUUUACGAUUUGACCCGUAUAAUCAUGCUUUUUAUUGAGUAGUAUCCACAAAGGAAAUGUUCUGUGAAAAAUCAAGACAUACUCUGCCUAUGCGUCUUGAGUCGUGAUUUUUCUAUCCAUAAGUAAAUGCAACAAUUUUGCCUUCAAAUAUAAUCCUUCCUAAUGCGUG
Messenger RNA from Dicrocoelium dendriticum, 1979 nucleotides. The record is from the annotation of a GenBank genome assembly. NCBI's taxonomy places the organism in Eukaryota, Metazoa, Platyhelminthes, Trematoda, Plagiorchiida, Dicrocoeliidae.